GUGCGAGCGGGUUGCCAUGGUUCCGAGCGGCCCCGCCCCUCCACUUGAAGGACACGCCCCCCGCUCCUCCCCGCCUUGUUCCUUAUUCCCGGUCCCUUCCUCACCACUAACCUUUGCGCGGUGGCGGCUGUUCCCAGUGGCCGAGACGCGCCGGAGAGUUGUUGGGCUCUCACCAGAACCGCGCGUGCACUGAUACACGUGUAAAUAACGUCGCGCUCGGCCCCGAGUAACGAGCUGAGGUUAGGCUGGGAUUGUGGGGACACAAUCCUUUCUGGGUCACCCCAAGCCACCGCUCUCGGGACGGCCCUUCUGGAGAAGGCGGCCAGGGCGGGGCCGGGCCCAAGCUGGGUUUUCACACGCCGGCCUGCCAGCCCACACCUGGGUGCAAUGGGGGGCCUCAAGGAGCUGAGUUUGGGCCGGGCUUGUGGGUAAAACCCACUUCUGCUCACCACAAACCAUAUGUCUCUGUGCCCCCAGGACUCCCAAAGAAGUCAGGGCAGGUGCCAGCCUGACCCUAAGCUUGGUUUUCACAUGCCAGCCUGCAAUGUACAGUUCCCCAAAUAAGGAUCUGCUUUUGGGCUGAGAUUAUGGAUGAAAACCCAUUCCAUGUCACCACCAACCACACAUUUCUGCUACUUGGAGACUCCUGAAGACGCCUGGCCAGGACGCUGCCUGAUGCAAAGCUCCAUUUUCACACGCCUGACUGCCAGCCCUCCACCCAGGCCUGGGCUAGGUUCUGAUUUUACAUGGCUGCCUACAGGAGCAGUUCUUCAACACUAUAAGGACAAAUCAUUAUUUGUUCAGACUUUCCCUAAGUUUCAGAACAUGACCUAGAAAAAAAUGGCAGAUAACAUUGACUGGAUACAAAGCCAAAGGGGACUCUGUAAAGUGAAACAUUAUUUACCCGGACAUGAAAAUGAACAAAACUGGACAACUGAUUCAGCAAAACUUUUCAAACAAGCUGCAGCUGAUCCACUUAAAAUCUUGAUUUGGCUCCGAAAAGACCUUGAAAGAUGUGCACUUGGAAUCCAGGAUGUGCUGAAUUCUACUGGCAAACAGAAUGCUGAGGAAACUGCAAGGGAACCUUCCCUGGGUGGACACAGCCUCCAACCAGGCAAUGCACCCUCACCAGAUGGUUUUAGUGUCUAUGACAAGCAAUUAUGCAUGGACAUCAGAUCCAACAGUGGAUCACCAGAGUUUCAUUUGGAAAUGAAAAAUACCUUGAAUAAAAAGGAGCCAAAAGACACCAAAGGUGAACUUGCUUCUGCAGAGGCCCAGCAAGAUGGCGACAAGCUUUCUCUUUGUGUCAGUAGACUGUCUAACCUUGUCAUUUCAAUGGCACAUAAAGAGAUUAACGAGAAGUCAGAUGGUGCCGAUCAGUGCAUAAACAAGUCACUUUUUGCCACUUUUGGGGAACCAGGCCACAAGUCUAUUGGAGUAGGCACUGAGAAAGGCAAAAACAACCCAUCAGAGAAUUCAGAUCAAAUGAAUGUUAAUUUGAAGGAAACCAAGUAUGAAGACAAUUCAUCUUCCAAGAAGAAAACAUUAUUUUAUAAAGAAGUAAACCAACAAUCUUCCAAUAGAAAUGAGUUUUGUCAUGAAAGGGGGUCAUUGUUCAAUGACCAGAAACAAUGCCAUCAUAAAAAGCGCUUUGGCCAAGAUGAAUUUACGAAUACUCUAAGCAAAGGGAUACUGGUAUAUGCAAAUAAUGUGGUUUCAGACAUGAUGGUCACAGUUAUGAAGACCAUGAAAAUUCAAGCAAGUGACUCAAGCAUAGCUUGUAUGGUGCUGAAGAAGGUGUUACUGAAGCAUUCUAAAGAGGUUGUUUCAGACUUAAUAGACUCCUGCAUGAAAAAUUUACAUAAUAUCACAGGGACACUUAUGACCGACUCAGAUUUUGUUUCAGCAGUGAAGCGUACUCUGUUCAACCAAGGAAGUCACAAGGCUGCAGAAAUUGUACAAGCAAUGCUGAAUCAUUUGCAUAACACUUUAAUUGUGCAAAAACCAGCAGGUGAUAAGGCCCAGUCUCAAAGCCUUACAUACGCAUCUGUGAAGUCAGGCUCAGAAACAGCAGAUUCAAAGUUUCAGAACUUGAGGUUUGCAGCAACAAAAACUGAAACAGUGACCAAAGAAAAGGAAAAGACCUGUGCAGAAACAAUAGGUAACCACAUCAUUAAGCAGGGGCUUACUCUGUGGCAUGAAAAUAAAAACAAAUGCAACCUAUGUUCAAAAUUCCAACCUCCAACAAGCCAGGCCAGAAAUAAACCACAUGAAAACAUACCCUUUAGUUCAGAAAUUCAAGAUAUGCCUAAAAUCUCAGCAGACUCAUGGGCAAAAGACUUGAUUGUGACUGCCCUGUUGUUAAUACAAUAUCACUUAAUCCAACAGGAGAACGCAGGCAAGGCUUUGGCUGAAGGCAGCAGUCCUAACAAAGCAGGUACCACUGCAUUUGGAUUCUUCUCUCAGCAGUCCCAGGACAAAGGUGGUGACAUGAAGUUCAGGCUAUCUUCAGCAAAUGAUCAAGAUCCAUCAGCCCAAGCUGAUGAAUCAGAUUCUGAGAAGUCAGAUCUUCAAAAGCAGAACCCUGAAAAUGGCAUGUCUAGUGCCAUCUUAAUGCUAAUCCAGAAGUUAAUCAAUGAGUCUGGCUGCAAAUCAGAAGGGCAGCCAGGAAAUUCAGCGAUGGAUGAACCGAACAGGGAUCCUGGCAAAAAUUCUGAGGGACAUGCCUCUUCUGUCCAUUCAGAAACUGAACAGUCCUGUGAGGAUGCUAUUUCUGGACUGACAAAAAUGAUUACCAAUCAGUUUGACCUAGGUGGAAAAGAGGGGAGCAGUGGACAAUUUAUUGAUAGCUUGGUUGAUACCGUCACAAAGUUGUGUCUUAUGAUAGCCAAAUAUAGCAACCCUGAGUCUGCUCUAGCAGAGAUAGGGAAUGGGGAAGAUGGCAUGGGAGGUAUGGAUUCUAGGAGUCCAGGGGCAGCUGAUGCUGCUUUGGGGUCAGGAGAAGACAGUGCUUCUGGUCACAAAGUGAUAGUAAUGAAUCAGAAUCCCCCUGACAACAUACAUAAGAAACAGCUCUAUUCCAUCCUCCAGUGGGUGGCUGCCUCUCAGACAAAUGUGCCGGUAUUAUACUUCUUGGAUGAGGAUGAUGAGUUUCUGAAUAAGAUUCAGCAAUUGUCCUCAAUAGCCAUGGAGAAGGGAUAUAGUGUGGGGGAGAUUAUUCAGGCUGUGCUGAAGUAUGAGAAGGAGAAGCAACUAGAAGAAGCCCUGGGAAACAUUACUCGAAUGCCAGUGCUGGACUGGCUGCUUAGUAACCUGUGAGCAGGGCCAUCUCUUCUCUCAACCACACCAGCAGCAACCAUCCCAGCUCCACUAGAUCAGGCUCACCUACCUAUCACUGAUUUGUAGGAGAUGCUAUUAUGAGUUAUAUUGACUCCUGCUGGGCAAGCAUAUGAAUAAAAAUAAUAAAAUACCUACAGAAGUCUGUUGGGAAAAAUCAAUUGCAAAAUUCCCUUUUGAUGGUCUCCAUAAGUAGAAUGUUAAACCUCACAGGUUGCUCCAACUGUAAAAAUUCCUGUUCUGCCCACACAUCCUUUUAAAGCAGACUCUGAUCUAAAGGAGGGAGAUUAAAUAAGAGUUUUCAAUGUAUUUUUGGGAUAAUUUUUGUCAGAGCUGAGUAGUUACUAUGC
Alligator mississippiensis (American alligator) is the source of this 3686-nucleotide messenger RNA. RefSeq names its product A-kinase anchoring protein 3 (gene AKAP3). Gene Ontology annotation, cellular component: cytoplasm; sperm principal piece. The coding region runs from base 841 to 3318 and encodes 825 amino acids. The record is from RefSeq and is a predicted model, not a curated record. The transcript is spliced from 5 exons. NCBI's taxonomy places the organism in Eukaryota, Metazoa, Chordata, Crocodylia, Alligatoridae. Gene Ontology annotation, molecular function: protein kinase A binding. Gene Ontology annotation, biological process: intracellular protein localization.